UUCAUAUUUCGCCUGUCACCAAUAUCGCCUAGUAUGUCAUUAUGCUCUUCACUCGCUUACAACACGUGCGAGCAUGUUUUAGCAACAUGUGACCAAACUCGUAUCUGAAAUGAUGUGGGGCGUUUUUAUGAAGUCACGAGUGUAUGUAUGUAGAAAUAACCUUGUCUGUCGGGAUACCCACAGUAUGAAGAGACCUUUCAGUGUUUCAAAAUAUUUUACAAGAAAAACUAUUUUGCAAUGAGUCUGUGCCACUGGAAAUGUUAUGGAUCAUAAUUUUCUCCUCAACACAAUAUUUCAAUAUUUCUACUUGUCUCUGGUAACUAGUUGCAAUUUGAAUGUGGAGGUAUGCAUACAAUUACCUGAAUGGAGACGAGACUGUACAAAACGGCUUUUUCUCAGACCCGCAAAUAUGCAGUGCUUAAUUUAAACGUGUUGGCAAUUUAUUUAUUUCGAUUUUAACGUGGUCAAUCCAUGGUAUUCAGGUCUAACCCAAAUGUCCGACAAAUCGGAUGAUACCCCAAAUGUCCAAUCUGAUGUAAAUGUGUGUGAUUCGUGCUUAACCUAGACGUACAUCACUGUGGAACGUUUUUGCACCGAAUACUUGCCCUGAAGUUGUUCUUAAAGUAAAGCGAGUCCGACCUGCCAGGAAGUGGUCAUGGAAAAAACGAUGGUACUGAAAGCAGAAAUGCUUCACUAUUUUCACUGGCACAGACAGAGUGACAGACCGAAUGAGACACAACAACAAACUGGCAUAAGCACCAUGACAAACAGCUGUUCAUUCACUUAUGUGGAUGAUCUCAUGAAACCACUGCAGCUUGUGAUCUACAUUCCCAUUUUCGUGUUGGGAACAGUCCUUAACAUCUUGGCCCUGGUUGUCUUCUGUUUCGUCCUCCGUAAGUGGACCGAGUCCACCAUCUACAUGACCAACCUGGCCCUUAUGGAUCUCCUUCUUCUCAGCCUGCUCCCCUUCAAGAUGCACGCCACCAACCACAGCUGGGAGGCCAAAUACAGCUUACACUGUUCCUUCCUGGAGAGCUUGUACUUUGUGGGCAUGUACGGCAGCAUAUACACCAUCGCAUGCAUUGCUGCAGAUCGCUGGGUGGCCAUAUGCUACCCCUUCCGGGCCAAACAACUCCGCUCCCCUCGGGUGGCCCUGGGGUCCUGCAUUGUGAUCUGGCUGCUUGUGCUUGGAGCCACAUCUCCUGUUUAUGGGUUCCGCGAACAAAGGGACAUUCCCUUCCACUGUUUUCACAGGUUUUCUGAGAAAGGCUGGAACCCUGCGUUGAUCUGCUGCCUGUUAAGCUUUGGGUUCCUGGGACCGGUCAUUUUGCUUGUAUUCUGUUCAGCUCAGAGCAUUUUGGCACUGAGGCAGUCUGGCCAGGAGAGCUCUAAGAGAAGGAUAGGUGUGAGGAUUAUUUACAGCAGUCUCUUCGCCUUCCUGGUCCCAUUCACACCCAGCCACAUUGGAAUCCUGCUGCAGUUUCUGGUUCGUCGAGGAGUGAUUGAGGAUUGCAUCACCAUGACAAGGAUCAGCCUCUUUCUGCAAGUAACCAUGAGUCUGGCCAAUGUCACCUCCUGCCUUGAUGCUAUUUGUUACUACUUCAUAGCCAGCGAAGUGAGGAGCUCCAAGCAUAAAAUCAGCUUCAGACUGUCAAGGUCGAUGAGCCAAAAAAGAGCAACAAUCACUUCUGAGUCCUGAUGGAAGGGCCCGCUAAAGGAUUAGCCUCAUUUUAGAUUUGCUCCGAUUGUAUUGACAUCUCCCGCAGUGAGUAAUAGUGUCACAUCAAGGAGCUGUCAAGAUGACACAAGCAGACCUUGGCUACAGAGAGCAUUUCUGGAAUCUUGUUUCAAGAAUUUGGACACAUUUGGAGAACAGGGGAUGUUUAAAUAAGAAAUGGGGUAAUUUAUUAAUAAAAACUACUAUCAUUUUGUAAUCCUGUGUGUACACAACUUUAACUCAUAUGGGAUAUUUUGAAUCAUGUCGAUCAUGAAUAGAAAAAGCCACCUGGUCGCUGGCUUGAUGCAUACAAGAUAAUAGUAUAAUUGAUUUGCCUUGGAGUAUUUAUUCUGUUUAAUGCCAUAUACAGUAUAUCUUGUUGUCUAUCAAAAACAAACAGACUUCAAAGGACCACAUGGUAGUUGGGAUAGAAGUCUGCUUACAGUAAGUACUCUUGUGACUUCAGAUGAGUCAUGCUGCAUGUGGGCUCAGACAGCACGCUAUUGGUUUCAACUGUUGUCAUUUAGAGUGUUAAACAUGUUGAUGCUGAAUCUUGCCGGGGUUAUGAUAAACCCAUGUAUGUAAACUAUAUUCAUUUUCUGUUGAUUUAUACAUUUCAUAACUACUAUUUUAUCAUACUAAACUAUAUUGUUUUUUGUAAGUAAGGUCAUUUUGUAAAUAACGUCUUUUUGAAAGGUUGGUCAUAUGUAUAUAAAUAACUCUCAAAUAGGAAUAGGAAAGGACUCAAAUGGGAUAGGACUGCAGAAGUUAUAGUAACAUCAAUCCCAACCCUUCACAGUUUUAUUUUAUCUGAAUUAAUUUACUGAUGUUAAUUCAUAAAUGCUGUGUUAAAUAACAUUGCAAACUCCUAUCCACUGUCAUUAAAGUCUAUUAUACAACAACCUUUAGAAUUGUGAAAAUUAAGAUUACAAUUGAUUUAAUAAAUAAAAAAGUCAAUAAUCU
Esox lucius (northern pike) is the source of this 2680-nucleotide messenger RNA. Its product is annotated as G-protein coupled receptor 55. Gene Ontology annotation, cellular component: membrane. The coding region runs from base 656 to 1699 and encodes 347 amino acids. Gene Ontology annotation, molecular function: G protein-coupled receptor activity. The transcript is spliced from 4 exons. Lineage: Eukaryota; Metazoa; Chordata; Actinopteri; Esociformes; Esocidae. The record is from RefSeq and is a predicted model, not a curated record. Gene Ontology annotation, biological process: positive regulation of Rho protein signal transduction; phospholipase C-activating G protein-coupled receptor signaling pathway.